AUGACUCCAAAUGCCCGCGACGAGGGACAUAUAAAGGACGAGGCCUGCGAACUUCUGAUCGCUCCUCAGGCCUCGCCGAUAAAAUACGAGGCCUCCUACAUUAAUAUAGCCAUGUUCGCAUAUUUCCACGUGGCCAGCGUUUAUGGGAUAUACCUGGCGAUUACUGAAGCGAAGUGGGCGACUAUAUUAUUAACAAUCAUUCUCUACGGAGCUGCCACACUCGGAACGACAGCCGGCGCUCACCGCCUCUGGGCCCACAGAACCUACAAGGCCACCCUCCCUCUCCAGAUACUCCUGAUGCUGCUCCAAUGCUUCGCCUGUCAGUACUCCAUCUUCCACUGGGCUAGAGACCAUAGACUCCAUCAUAAGUUCUCUGACACGGACGGAGACCCUCAUAACGCGACUAGGGGAUUCUUCUUUUCGCAUAUUGGGUGGUUGCUGGUUAAAAAGCAUCCGGAAGCAAAGAAGAGGAUGAGGAUGCUUGAUGUGUCGGAUCUUAAGGCGAAUAAGGUGGUGAUGUUUCAGAAAAAAUAUUCAACCCCAUUCAUCGGCACAAUCUGCUUCAUCUUACCAACCCUCUUCGCCAUGUACUUCUGGAACGAGACCUUCGCUUCAGCAUGGCACCUGACCAUCCUCCGAGUGUUAUUAUCCCUCCACGCCACAUUCCUGGUCAACAGCGCAGCCCACGCCUUUGGGAACAAACCUUACGACAAAAACAUCACUCCUUCUCAGAACAUCUCAGUGUCUUUAGCAACUUUAGGGGAAGGAUACCACAAUUACCAUCACGUUUUCCCCUGGGAUUAUAGAGCUGCAGAACUGGGUAAUAAUGCUCUAAACUUUACUACACUUUUCAUAGAUUUUUUCGCCUGGCUUGGGUGGGCGUACGACUUGAAAGCUGUUGGAAAUGAAGUCAUAGCUAAGAGGGUAGAGAGAACUGGGGAUGGGACCAAUCUUUGGGGAUGGGGAGAUAAGGAUAUGCCUAAGGAACACGAGGAGAUUGCUAAAGUGUUGUGCAAAGGACAUUAAAGGUUUA
Cydia fagiglandana is the source of this 1033-nucleotide messenger RNA. RefSeq names its product acyl-CoA Delta(11) desaturase-like. The record is from RefSeq and is a predicted model, not a curated record. Gene Ontology annotation, cellular component: endoplasmic reticulum membrane. NCBI's taxonomy places the organism in Eukaryota, Metazoa, Arthropoda, Insecta, Lepidoptera, Tortricidae. Gene Ontology annotation, biological process: unsaturated fatty acid biosynthetic process. Gene Ontology annotation, molecular function: stearoyl-CoA 9-desaturase activity; iron ion binding. The transcript is spliced from 3 exons. The coding region runs from base 1 to 1026 and encodes 341 amino acids.